Microdochium trichocladiopsis is the source of this 3251-nucleotide messenger RNA. RefSeq lists its product as uncharacterized. The transcript has a single exon. The coding region runs from base 285 to 2990 and encodes 901 amino acids. Gene Ontology annotation, molecular function: protein binding. NCBI's taxonomy places the organism in Eukaryota, Fungi, Ascomycota, Sordariomycetes, Xylariales, Microdochiaceae. The record is from RefSeq and is a predicted model, not a curated record.
CCGUGUUGAACUUCUUGCAUUUCAGAGGACGCAUUAGCGACAACUUCCAAGCGCUUUUUACACGAGGUGCUCCCACAAUCCCCGACUUGGCCGCCCUUCGCAGGCCUCGAAAACACUCACGAGAAAACCACCAUCCCUGCCGAAUCUCACCAUCCUGCCCUUCUUCGAAGCAGGCUGGCUGCGGGCACGAGUCCUUCGCCAUGCCGCAAUAUCAAGACGCAUCGUAGUCUCGAGCACUGCUCUGCGCAUAGCCGUACGGAGGCACCCGACCAGGCGAUCCGACGAUGCCAGCCUCCCUCUUCUGCCGGCAGUGCCUCGGCCGUCUUCCCCGCCAUCAUGGAUUUCGACCUGGCCCACAAGCCCAGUCCCAAGUGAGAGCACGCUUGCAUACACAAUUGGCGACAGCCGCACCCACGACGACCAAUAUCUUCUCCGAAGACCUCGAAUAUCCUCAGCCAGCAUCAUACAGCGGACGGACACAAAAUGGCUCAGGGACCACGGAUUCGGCUGAGAACCGGCGAGGCCAAGAGCCGGAUCUGGGGAGAACAGCGAGCCACUACGGAGAUCUCACAAAGCCGACCGCCUCAAACUCAUGGAAGGGCGAAUUGAAAAAGUUCGUACCUGCAGUUCGCGCUCACUCGGUGGGACUACAGGGUCCAGCACAGAACCUGCGGGACCUGAAAGCCAAGCUGUUCACUGCCAAUGGUCGCUUCGACAGAAUCAGCGACGACAUCCAGAGAUGGUACAAGCUAUCGGACGCCGAACUGCGCCAGACGCUAUCGCAGCUUGGCAGGCUGUUAUGGGGAGAAUCAACGGAAGGCGCGGCGGCCAAGAUCGACCAGUUCCACAUAUGGAAGUUGGACUUUGCACAUUACAUGUCGCAGAUUGGCGAUGCGAACCCGUCCGUUGACUUUCACGAUCCGAAUAUCAAGGAGAUGGUAGACUUGCUGGCAGAGAACUACACAUUAUUUGAAGCUUUCUGGCAUCGGCUCGACCAUACCAAGCGAAAACUGCUCUGGCCUCGAAUGGUUGGUUGUGCCAUGUCCAUGCGUCCUGCGCCUCUCUUGGCUCUCGUUCGCGCGACCUUCACCCCUGACUCCUGUCCGAACUAUAUUCUCGAAGAUAUUGUCCAUUUCCUAGACCAGUACAGCAGAGUAUGGGACACGCCAGCCAUGGCCGAUUCCAGAAACGACGCCACCAAAGCCGCCGAGUUUCUGCUCCGCCACGCGCCUUACCGAUACAUACAGUUGAGCCAGAAUUCGCUGCUCCAGGUCAUGCAGCGCCAGUCCCACGAAAGAAACCCAAAUCGGGUAUGGGAGUAUUAUGAGAAGUCGAAGGAGCUCGGCCAGCACUACACGCAGCAUACGCUGCUGCACGUGGCAAGUCGACUCGCAAAAUCGCCCACACAGAAAGCGCGCGUUCUUGAGGUAUUUCGACAUCUCAAGACUCUGCCAGGUUUCGAUAUCAACGCGCCAGAGCCAGCAAGCGUAUGCACGACAUUGCUCACCAUACAGAAGGACGGCCCGCUUCCAGAGGGCCAGGCUGAGCCAGAUCACCUCUUCAAAUCUCUGCUAGACAUGGGGCUCAACCCGAACCUCAUCGGCUGGUCGGCCCUUAUGCAUAAUUUCUGUGCGCGGGGACAUCUCGACACAGGCUGGAAGGUGUUUGACAUGAUGUGCCAGCGAGGCGUGCAGCCUGACGCAACAGCGCUGGCGAUAUUGAUGCACAGGUCCAAGCUUGAUCGCAACAUCCCGUCGGCGCGCAACGUCUUGCGCGUGGCCAUGGCCAGCAAUACCUGGUCGCCGGGACUUAUAAACAACUUCUUAGGCACUCUUUUUUACGCCAACGAAGACCAGAUUCUAGGGGGCCGGCAGCGAAAGUCCAACAGUGCGUGGCGCCCCAUGGUUCAGCUCUACUCGAAAUUCUUCGACCUGGCGCCAUUGCAGCAACUCACCAUGUUUCCGCUCGAAAACAUCGUGGUCUCGCGCGGAGCGCUACGGGGCCACGACACCGAGCUCACAGACAUGGCGGCGUCGAUCAAGCCCCUGCGAGAUUCUGAGCUUAUGCAGCCCGACACCAACACUCUGAUGCUCAUGUUUACUGCCCACAUGCGCUCGAUCCGCAAUCCGAUUGCGCUGCGGCGCUACUACCGACUGUUCCAGCGGCUGCAGGAACAGGAGCACCCCCCGUCACUCUUUGUGCGUCUGCUCCAAGACCACGGCACUCGCGUACACGACGUGUUUGUGCAGGCAUUGAUGCAAUUCCGCGCGAGCAUACCCUACGCUCUCGACAUCGUCUUGAAGAUGGUUCGGCGUGGUAGCUUUGCACUGAAAGAUGAGAAGCGCAGGUGGAAAUACCAGCCACCCUCUGUCCACACCUGGACCAUUCUCAUGAACGGCUUCAAGAACCAUCGGGAAGCCACAGACGCCAUGAGGAUCCUCGACCUGAUGACCCGCAUUGGCGGCGUCCAGCCGAGCUCCGCCACGUGGAACAUCUUGCUCGCCGCCUAUGCAAAGCAGGGCAGUCUCGCGACUAUCGUCGACAUUGUAAGCUGCCUCGAGGCAGCUGGACACGACGGAUCUAGCGAGAGAACAUUCGAGUCGUUCCGGUUCCUGAGACCGCAGGACCGAGGCCGCAUCGUCGAGCUGCUGGACGCGCGGAGGACGGAGCUUGCGGCCACUGCGGCAGUGCAGAGCUUUGACAGGAAAGAGCCGUCCGACGGGCGGCUCUCGGAGCCCGAGCGGAAACGGCGCAUCCAGAACCUCAUUGCGCGCGUCCUCGGGCGGUACGAGCUGGCCGAGAGCACCGGUCGUGCUUCGCAUACUCGGGGAAGCACCGACCUAGAACUCGCCACAAUGACUUUUGAGCGGAUGAAGAAGCGGUGGAAGGCGCUCGGGGCGGCGCGCCGGCCGAGCGGGAAGAUGGACUACAAGCAUGCCAAUGCCUUGUGGCGUCAGCGGCAAGCAGCAAAGCGUACGGAACGCUUCUGACGAGCUUUGUGCGUGUGGCAAAGUCGGCAAAGGGGGUUUUUUAGAAAAAGCUUGGCCUGUAACGAUAUUGUAACGAGUAAGGGAAGAGGAUGAGAGGUCUUGCUUGAGAGCAGGCAGAGACUAUGUAUUUAGCAUGCAUGCAUGCAUGCCCUUGGGCCGGGCGGUAUUUACAUACAUGUGGCGUCCAGCGAGCGGGCUGUACAUAUAUACAUACAUACUUAGUUACGAGAUACGAAAAGCAAAGACAUGCGGAUACCCAAG